Messenger RNA from Mytilus trossulus (common blue mussel), 2790 nucleotides. Its product is annotated as ankyrin-3-like. Gene Ontology annotation, cellular component: nucleus; cytoplasm. Gene Ontology annotation, biological process: regulation of barbed-end actin filament capping. Gene Ontology annotation, molecular function: protein binding. The record is from RefSeq and is a predicted model, not a curated record. The annotation marks the transcript as partial. The transcript is spliced from 6 exons. Lineage: Eukaryota; Metazoa; Mollusca; Bivalvia; Mytilida; Mytilidae.
AUGGCGGAAGCGCAGCAGAGUACGAAGGAAGAACUAAUAUUUAUCAAAGAGUACCAUGUUCAUGAUAUUUGUUUUGGGUUGUUAUUUUUAGGCAUUUUGAUGGUUCACGAUGACGUUAUUCCUAAAAAUAUACAAGAACAGUUCGAGAAACGCUUGAAACAGUGGAAGAAUGAUGAUCAACAGUUUGUUGGUACCAAAGCAGAGAAACAUGUAAUGGAAAAAGUUUUGAAACAAAGUUCAGUUACCCUGGUAGGAAACUCAGGCAUUGGAAAAAGUUUUCUUUCUAAACACAUUGCCUUGUUGAUGAUGGAAAAUGGCUUUACUGUAAUUCCAUGCAAUAAACCUGGAGAUAUUAGAAACUGGUUUAAACAUGGUCAGAAAACAUUAUUUGUCUAUGAUGACGUCUGUGGCAGAUAUACUCUUGAUCAUCAAAUUUACGAUGACUGGAAACAACACCUGGAUCACAUUAAAUCUCUUCUUACAGACCAAUGUUGUAAAAUAAUAUCUACAUGUAGAUUGGAGGUUUACAAAGAUGAACGUUUUAGCAAUCUCUCUAUUUUCAAAAUGUGCAACAUCAAUUUAAGUUCACAAGAAUUUAAUCUUAGUGCCACUGAAAAAAAUACUUUAGCUGAAGUGUACUUUAAGGACAAAGCUGAUGAAGUAAAGGAACUGUCAGAACAAUAUGAUUUUUUUCCACUUUUAUGCAGCUUAUAUCAUAAUCAGAAUCUUCAGAAGAAUGUCGGCAUUAGCUCGUUUUUAACGAAUCCUUUUGAUUGUUUUGAAGAUCAAAUUGUACAAAUGUAUGUGGAGAGUGAGGCUGGUAAGAUUCAGUAUUGUAGCUUAGUCCUUUGUGUGAUGUUUAACAACACAUUAACAGAAGAACAUUUGUCAACAAAAGAUAAAAAGAUAGAAACAAUAAUAGAAGAUUUAGUAGAAGAAUGUGAACUGAAUAAAGGAACAUCAAUCAAACGUUUAAAGAAUUCCUUUGAAAAACUUGAAGGGACCUAUGUGGUCAAGGAGGAUAACACAUACAAGAUAAUCCAUGAUAAGUUGUUUGAUUUCCUGGCUAAGUACUUUGGAGAGAAUAUGUUAAAGCUAUUUUUUCAUCAUGCGAAUACUGAUUUCAUUGCAGAGAGAUUCAUUUGGAAGAUUACAGAUAGCAUGAGCACAGAAAUAGAGUUUGUGAUACAAAUACCUGAUAAAUAUAUAGAUAGAUAUAUAGAAAGAUUGCUGAGAGACUGGAAGAACGGUUAUGUCUACCGUGUAUGUCAUAACAGAAACAUGAAAUCUACUUUAUUUACAGAGACAUUUGUUACACAUUUAAAUCAACUUGAUCAAUCAAAGCAACAUGAACUUGUUUGUACUAAAGAUAUUCACAGUAAAGAUAUAGCCCUUUCAGGAAGCUGUUAUAUGGGUACUAUUGACCUUGUCAAAUGGUUAAUAAGUAAGAAUAGUGACAUUAAUUAUAAUAGACAGGAUGGUGGUUUCCCUUUAUUUUGGGCAAGUAGUCAAGGACAUGUUAAUGUUGUUGAAGAAUUGUUACAACAUUCAGCUGAUGUCAAUAAGUCUGAUGUCAAUAAAUGUGACAAUAAUGAUGCAUCACCUCUGUAUAUAGCAAGUCAGAAUGGAAAUGUUGAUAUUGUAAAAGAACUGUUACAACAUUCAGCUGAUGUCAAUAAAUGUUACAAUAAUGGUCUAUCACCUCUGUCUAUAGCAAUUCAGGAAAGACAUGUUGAUGUUGUUAAAUGUAGUGAUGUGAUUAUUGAUCUCUGUAAUAAAAAUGGAAAUUCUUCACUUCAUAUAGCAAGUAAGAAUGGACAUGUUAAUGUUGUUAAAGAGCUGUUACAACAUUCAGCUGAUGUCAAUAAAUGUAACAAUAAUGAUGCAUCACCUCUGUAUAUAGCAAGUCAGAAUGGAAAUGUUGAUAUUGUAAAAGAACUGUUACAACAUUCAGCUGAUGUCAAUAAAUGUUACAAUAAUGGUGUAUCACCUCUGUAUCAAGCAAGCCAGAAUGGACAUGUUCAUGUUGUUAAAGAACUGUUACAACAUUCAGCUGAUGUCAAUAAGUGUGACAAUAAUGAUGCAUCCCCUCUGUAUCAAGCAAGCCAGAAUGGACAUGUUCAUGUUGUUAAAGAACUGUUACAACAUUCAGCUGAUGUCAAUAAGUGUGACAAUAAUGAUGUAUCGCCUCUGUAUAUAGCCAGUCAGAAUGGAAAUGUUGAUAUUGUAAAAGAACUGUUACAACAUUCAGCUGAUGUCAAUAAAUGUUACAAUAAUGGUGUAUCACCUCUGUAUCAAGCAAGCCAGAAUGGACAUGUUCAUGUUGUUAAAGAACUGUUACAACAUUCAGCUGAUGUCAAUAAGUGUGACAAUGAUGAUGCAUCACCUCUGUAUAUAGCAAGUAAGACUGGACAUGUUAAUGUUGUUAAAGAACUGUUACAACAUUCCGCUGAUGUCAAUAAGUGUGACAAUAAUGAUGCAUCCCCUCUGUAUCAAGCAAGCCAAAAUGGACAUGUUCAUGUUGUUAAAGAACUGUUACAACAUUCAGCUGAUGUCAAUAAGUGUGACAAUAAUGGUGUAUCACCUCUGUAUAUAGCAAGUCAGGUAGGACAUGUUUUUGUUGUUAAAGAACUGUUACAACAUGCAGCUGACGUCAAUAAAUGUAGUAAUGAUGGCACCUCACCACUACAGAUUGCUUUAAACAACAACAAUGUUGAGGUUGUGCAUGUCCUUCUUCGGAGUACACAGCAGUGAUCAAUAUGUCACAAUUAGAACUAACACAAACAAAUA